AUGCCACAAACCUUAUGCCGUCUUCUGCGGCGCGGUAUCACAGAGCGUGCCACAAUUCUUACAUGUCCUCGCCUCCUUAUCUUCCUUGAAUGCAUUCACUGCCUCUUUAAUCUGUGUGCCCAAAUCGAUACAAUGAAACGCAGCUUCAUGCACCUUCUCCCCACAGCUCUGACAAUACCACCUCAACCUAUCCAGACUGCCCUCCGGCCGCUUCUGCUCCAGGACCACCCCCACCGUAUCCUUGAAUCGCACGGGAUUAUGCGGCGUAUUCGGAGGCAGGAGGAACAUGUCCCCCUCGUGAAUAUGGAUAUCGCGGAAUUGCUGGUCAGCAGGGCCGCCGACGAUCAUGACGGUGACCGAGUCGUUGUACACGCAAUAAUUGUUGAUUGGGGGUUUGAGCAUGUGGGAGUUUUCUGCGACCCUGUUUGCGAGGGACAAAUCCAGGUCAGCGAAUCAUGUUUCUCGGGGGCUGUUCUUUGGGGGUGUCCACCUGCAGGCGGCUGGGUGAAGUGGCGUUGCGAGGUUGCGGCGGAGGUCUUCACCGGCGCGUGCGGUGAGUUUUGCCAGAACCCUUUGGCUGCUUGUAGCAUUCGUCGCAAAGCCAUUGCCGUGAUAUUUGUCGCGCUUCACUCGUUUGGUCGCCUUGUGUGA
This is a messenger RNA of Plenodomus lingam JN3, 651 nucleotides long. Lineage: Eukaryota; Fungi; Ascomycota; Dothideomycetes; Pleosporales; Leptosphaeriaceae. The record is from RefSeq and is a predicted model, not a curated record.